UUGUUUGAGUUAAGUGUAAAGACCAAGAUGUCUUCAUCGAACAGCAUGUUUGGCCACCAACAGCAAUACAUCAAAUACAUUUAAUGAGUCUUGGAAGGGGCACGCCUUAAAAAAAAAGAAAGAAAUGGUUUCAUUUUGAAAAGGGAAACUAAAGGCUGGACUGAACAGUGAGCUGAAAACCUGAGCAAGUGAUGCAGAACAAACAUAUGUUUUGUCUCCCAACAUCUUAUUGAGUAAUUGGAGAACCAGACAUAGCGAAGUGAGUGAAUAUUGAUACAAUGCAGCCUGUUAUUAAUACACCAUCCAAGCCAUGACCGAUUCUGGACCGUCAAGAAAAAUGUCACGGGCAAAGUUAGUGAUACUUGGACGAGACAACUGUGGAAAGACAGCCCUGUGUGUUAGAUUCAUCACCAAGCGGUUCAUAGGAGAAUAUGACCAUAAAAAGGAAGUAACUUACAGGUGUCGGAAAACUGUCGACAAGGAGACCAUCGAUUUGGAGAUAUUGGACACAGCCAACAAGGAGUGUGUGGGUUCUGCAGCACCUUCUCUGGAGAGUUCCAUUAAAUGGGGCGAUGGUUUCCUUAUUUUGUAUUCCAUCACAGACCGGAGCAGUUUUGAGUCUGUCUCACACUUAAAGAGGCUUAUUGAUCAUGUCAAGCAGACCCUAGGCAUACCUACUGUAAUAGUUGCGAAUAAAUGUGACAUGGAGAAUGGAAGGGUGGUGCGGACAGAAGAAGGAAAGGCCCUUGCCAGUGAUCUGAGGUGCAGCUUCUUUGAGUUGUCUGUGGCGGAGUGUUCUGUGGCUGUGGAGUUAGCGGUUGAGAAGUUGGUACGAGAGGUGCGCCUGGAGUACCAGCGCCACCUACUGGCCAUGGACAAACGCUCACGCAUGCUCCAGAUGAGGCACGCACUGAGCCGCAAGCUUACCCGCAGCAAGACCAUGCAGUGGUGACCAAGGCAGUUCAGUCGGGCCCCCUGAGCACAGGCCUGAAGAUCUACUUAGCCAACGCUGUUAUCUUCAUCUGCAUUACGCUUUAAGUUGACAGUGAGAGGUCAGUGGCUAGUUUCCUUAUAAAAAAGCACACAGAAGUUGGAGAAGAACACAAUGGACAGCAUUACACAGAAAUUAUAUAUAUAUAUAUAUACACAUUGUGUGUUUAUGGCUAUAUAUUUGGGUUAAUGCACAAUUGCAUAAGGGUUCACACAGCUUUGAUAUGACACUUGACAACAUCAAUGGGAGUUUGAAAGAAAGCAGCUGAACAUGGAUUGGAAGUUGCACUUUGACCAGGAGGUAUUAUCUCUUACUACCACCUGUUUGACAUUGAAUUAUGGGUAACUCCAUUAUUACAAAAACAUUAGACAUCCUUGAGUGUAAACUAAAAUGUUAUUUUGAGACAUUUUGGUGUCUACAGUGUUCAUAAGGAGAACUGUCACACACUAAAUCUUGAUGGCUGUUUAUAAAAUCAGGAUAUAUUUUUUCAGAGAGAAGAGAAGUCACAAUUACAACUUUGUAAUUUUAUUUAAAAAUGGUCAAAUAAAUAAAUACAAAUUGAUCGAAUGCUCCAAAAAUCUUGACUUACUCUGACACUGCAAUGGAAUUUGCCAAACACUGCAUACAAAUAGCUACAUAAAAUAACUAAAGUACAGGAAAGAGAUAAAGGAAAUCAGUGGAUCACAGGCAACAAAAAGGAUUGGUAACAAAACCGUAGUCAAAAAUAAAGAAAUACUUCUUUAAAAAAACUGUGAAAAAAUACAACUGACAAAUAUUACAAGAGAGUAUGCAGUUUGUGUAAUAAACCAUUUACACUAUAUUCGGCACAUUAGUGCCUUUGACUUGCUUGAUUUGCUACAAUGCAUCUUAACAAAGAGGAAGAAUACUUUACGUUGAGAAAAAGCCUUCUAAAUUAAUCAAAUGAUAUGAGUGCAUGAAGUUAGAGGUGGGACAGUGGUUACAAGGAAGGGGGGUCUCCAUAUUGAUGGCAAUGAAAUGCAACUAGAAUACUUGAAGGCCACCGAUGUGACAUGAUAUAGCAUGAGAACAACUGUUUUCAGAACUAAUCAAGAUAUGCAGUGAAUCCAAAGUAAUACACUGGUAUGGAUGAAGAAUCUACUCAAUAUUGUUUUCCUAAUUGGUUGCUCUCGUUUGUGAAUAUUAUUUAGCUGGUGUACAUCAUAAAUGGGAAAUAAAAAAAGGCUUUCAAAUCAUUCUUUGGAUAUUAAUGUUGUUUCCAUUUUUUUUUUUUUUUACC
Molecule: messenger RNA, 2249 nt
Organism: Oncorhynchus tshawytscha (Chinook salmon)
Lineage: Eukaryota; Metazoa; Chordata; Actinopteri; Salmoniformes; Salmonidae
Exons: 7
Coding region: 311-952 (213 amino acids)
Molecular function (GO): GTP binding; GTPase activity
Source: RefSeq, a predicted model, not a curated record